Grosmannia clavigera kw1407 is the source of this 1761-nucleotide messenger RNA. RefSeq names its product PA domain containing protein. The coding region runs from base 1 to 1761 and encodes 586 amino acids. The transcript is spliced from 2 exons. The record is from RefSeq and is a predicted model, not a curated record. Lineage: Eukaryota; Fungi; Ascomycota; Sordariomycetes; Ophiostomatales; Ophiostomataceae.
AUGUUCUUCCUUGCUCGUGCUCUGUGUGUGCUGGCACCUCUCACGGUGGUUGUCUUCGUGAUAGUGCAAGCCGUGACUCUGCCACAGCCUCCUCCCAAACCGCUCGUUGCGGUGCCAGCUUUCCGACUAUUCCCUCCCAAUGCGGCCAUUUCUUUGACCGAAGACAAUAGCACCUUCUUCCCGGCCCGGCCUGCAGCGUUCGGGCCUGAGCUACCGGAAAUCGGCCUGAGUGCCGUGCUCUGGAUCGGUGCAGGCUUUGGCGAGGACGGUGUGGAGCCGCAGGGCGAGCUUGGUUGCAGCGAUGUGCCAGGAUGGGACAGCCGGCGUGCAGCAGACGGGGCGCCCAUCCUGCCGACCAAGACGGACCUCGACGAUGGCUCGGACAACUACUUGGAGGACUUUGCCACGGGCCAUUACUACGGACAACCGCCCAAGUCCCGCCGUAAAAAGGCCAGCGGCGACAAGAAAAGCCGAACGGUGGCGGCAGUAGCAGCGGCGGCUGCAGUGGACACGACGCCUGAAGCCGCAGCCACGGGCAUUGCGGUAGCGCAAGCGGCCAAGUCAACGACGGUGCCCAAGGCAAAAGCGGCCAACAAGAACAAUGGCAAUGAGGGCGGGUCUCGUCACGGCGACAUCCAGUCGCUACAGGAGGGCGCCGAGAUUGCGGGGAAGAUCGUGCUCCUUAGGCGGGGUGGCUGCGGCUUCUUGGCCAAAGUGAUGUGGGCCCAGCGACGGGGAGCAGUUGCCGUGAUUGUGGGCGAUGACCGCAAGGGCGGGCCGUUGAUCCAGAUGUUCGCAAGCGGCGACACGUCAGACGUGCUGAUUCCAUCCGUGUUCACAGCACACACUACAGCGCACUUGCUGACGGCGCUGGCAGUGGAUGCAGUCCGCGAGAGCGAUUUGGCAGCAGCAGCGGCAGCAGCAACAAGAGCGGUGGCGGCAGCGGCAGCAGGAGAGGGUGCUGGGACGAAGACAGGCACACCGACGCCACAGCAGACAGAAGGUGGAGAGCGGCGCGAGUGGGUGCUUGCCGAGUAUGUGCCCACAGACGAGGCCGAGAAGGACAGCGACGAGGGGACGACCGCGUUGGCUGCGCGGAUGCGGGUGGCCAAGCAGGCCGAGUUGAUCGGGGCAGCUGACAGCAGAAGCAGCAGUGGACGACAGCUGCUUGUGACGAUUGCACCAGCGCGUGGAGGCCUGCCGCUGAUCGACACGCUGCUGGUGCUAGUGGCAAGCCCUCUGCUGGCGAUCAUGACGAUCACAUGCGUGCUUCUCUUCCUGCGGACGCACUGUCGUCAUCGAGCAUGGCGUGCACCCAAGGCGCUUGUGGACCAGCUGCCGGUGCACAUCUACCGGCCGCCUGGAGCAGCACCGCCGAGCCCGAUGAUGCUGCCGGUUGGGUCUGAGGUGGCGAGUCCGAAUCCAUCGCGGCCGUCGUCGCCGACGCUGAACAGCAUGCACCCGACGGUGACGACACCAUUGCUUCAGCGGCCGCGCUCGCGAACGACGACAGGAGUGCCUGGCGACGAGCGCCGUGUCCUGGUGGCGGUGGCGGUGCCGCUGCCACCACCGUCGCGCUACGUCCAGUCGGAGUGCGUCGUGUGUCUGGAGGACUAUGUCGCUGGUGACCGCAUCAUGAGCCUUCCCUGCGGCCACGAGUUCCACGCGAGCUGCAUCAUCCCCUGGCUCACGACGAGACGGCGCACGUGUCCGAUCUGCAAGGGCGACAUUGUGCGGGCAUCUUCAGGCGACGCGGCCUAG